UUUAUUUGGUUUCUGCAAAGUUUUCAACCUCAGUCAUGGCAAUGCCAAUCGGGUUUACGAGGCUUGUAUUUCUUGUUGGAGCAGGUUACACAACUUCGGUGUUGCUUAACAAUGGCAAGCUUUCUGACGUGUUGCGUGAACUUCCUGGUUUAUUUGAAAAAAAUCAGGGAGAGGGAGCUGAUGGUGAUUAUGUAGAUGCCGUUUCUCGCCAGGUUAGUCGGUUAGCAAUGGAAGUUCGGCAGCUGGCUUCAGGCAACCAGAUCACUGUUGUGAAUGGAGGUUCCAGUGCCAGUGUAUCAUCUGUAGUGGUACCAGCUGCUGCAGCGGGUGCUGUGGGUUAUGGAUACAUGCGGUGGAAGGGACUUUCAUUUUCAGACCUCAUGUAUGUGACAAAGGAAAAUAUGGAAAAUGCGGUUGCAAGCUUGAAAAGUAAUCUAGAUAAUGUUUCAGAAGCUAUCGCAGGAGCAAAGAAGCAUUUAAUUCAGAGAAUUGAGAAUCUGCAUGAUAAAGUGAAUGACCAACAAAACAGAGCCAAAAGAAUUCAAGAUGAUGUGAAUGAUACUCUUAAUAAUGUUGCCCAAAUUGAGGAUAACGUGGAUUCAUUGACUGAGAAACUUUCUGGUUUGACUGGCAGGAUGUUAACACUGGAAGAAAAACAUGAUUUGGCUAAUCAAGGAGUUUGGUAUCUGUGCGACCAGUUAGAUCGAAAUAGAAUCCCUGCCAUUGCACAUGUUGAACGAUUGAAUCUUCCGGGUGAGUCCUCUGGCCGUUUUCUCUUAUCUGGAGGAAUGCUCACUCAUGAGGGUAUGAGAGAAAACGCUGACGAGUUACAUCCCAUGAAUUCUAACACAACAAAUGGCGCACCAGAAAACCGUAGAUUUAGACCAGAACGUACAUCAAGAUUGCUAACCAGGAGAAAUACCUUGAAUUUGAUCAUUUAAAAGCUGUGAACAAUAAGAGAUGGUGGGGGUGGUACCAAAUCUGAAUCCAUUGAUGGUAUAUUAUGCAUAGGUUGAAACCAAAUCAUUUUAGUCUAUGAUUGAGUUUGUACACGUUCACAUUAGUAGUAAUUAUCUUUUUUGAGGCAUCUUAUCUAUCCGAAAACCUCUAGUUGUCUGACUUUUAUCAUCUCUCAUUGAACCAUUUUUUUUCUUGGAAGUUUUAUUUAUAAUGCAUAGC
Erigeron canadensis is the source of this 1179-nucleotide messenger RNA. RefSeq lists its product as uncharacterized. NCBI's taxonomy places the organism in Eukaryota, Viridiplantae, Streptophyta, Magnoliopsida, Asterales, Asteraceae. Bases 36 to 941 code for a protein of 301 amino acids. The transcript is spliced from 13 exons. The record is from RefSeq and is a predicted model, not a curated record.